Molecule: messenger RNA, 483 nt
Organism: Aphanomyces invadans
Lineage: Eukaryota; Oomycota; Saprolegniomycetes; Saprolegniales; Verrucalvaceae
Exons: 1
Coding region: 43-417 (124 amino acids)
Source: RefSeq, a predicted model, not a curated record
AGUUGACCCGCGGCGACGGCCAGAACCAACAAGACAGCGGCGAUGGCAGGGCCGACGACGCGGAAGAAGGGAGCGCACUGCAAGAAGAAGGGAUACAAGCGCGCGCAUGCGACCAAAAGCCGAUCGCGCGACAUCGAUCAGAUCCAGGAUGACCUGAAGAAGGAGGAAGAAACGGGCGUGAAGAUGACGUUUGAAUUGGACGAAGACCUGCCUGGUCUCGGCCAAUACUACUGCACCCCGUGCGGCCGCCACUUUAUCACAGCCAACGCCCGCGACGUCCACAUUGCAUCCAAGGUUCACAAACGCCGCAUGAAGGACGUAGCGCAGGAACAAUACACCCAAAAGGAAGCCGAGCGCGCCGCCGGCAAGUCGAUCGAAACGUAUACCCCCGCCCAUCCGACAGCCGCCUCGUCAUGAAGCACGCGUCGACGCCCAUAGUUUUCAUAUGUAUAGGACCAUGUUAAGGCACUUUGUUCAAUUCGA